This is a messenger RNA of Sphaerulina musiva SO2202, 528 nucleotides long. RefSeq names its product RRM_1-domain-containing protein. Gene Ontology annotation, molecular function: RNA binding. Gene Ontology annotation, biological process: positive regulation of mRNA splicing, via spliceosome. NCBI's taxonomy places the organism in Eukaryota, Fungi, Ascomycota, Dothideomycetes, Mycosphaerellales, Mycosphaerellaceae. The record is from RefSeq and is a predicted model, not a curated record. The coding region runs from base 1 to 528 and encodes 175 amino acids. Gene Ontology annotation, cellular component: spliceosomal complex. The transcript is spliced from 3 exons.
AUGGCCGAUUUGGACACCUACGACGCUGACCAGCGCACCUACGAAGGUACUCACGGCCGAGACUACCCUCCUCGUGAGCGCUCCCGCUCGCCGGGCCCAGAUAGAGACCGCGAUGGCGAUAUUCGUGUUCGCGACGAGCCUCAGAAUGGCCGAGCUGAUCGGUUCCGCAGUGGCCCACCACGCAAGGGCGGCGACGACGAUGACGAGCCCGGCGCGACUAACCCAGGAUCCAACCUCUUCGUCACCGGUAUCCACCCGCGAUUGAGCGAAGAAGAAGUUUCGCGCCUCUUCGAGAAGUAUGGUCAGGUGGAGAAGUGCAACAUCAUGAAGGACCCACACACUCGGGAGAGCCGUGGCUUCGGCUUCGUCAAGAUGGUCACCUCCGAUGAGGCUGACGCUGCCAAAGAGGCGUUGCAAGGCGAGGUCUACGAAGGCCGCACUCUGAGCAUUGAGAAGGCCCGUCGUGCUCGUCCUCGCACGCCCACGCCGGGCAAAUACUUUGGACCGCCAAAGCGCGGUAAGUCCUAG